Messenger RNA from Eurytemora carolleeae, 3718 nucleotides. RefSeq names its product histone-lysine N-methyltransferase SETD2 (gene Set2). The record is from RefSeq and is a predicted model, not a curated record. The transcript has 19 exons. Bases 4 to 3636 code for a protein of 1210 amino acids. Gene Ontology annotation, molecular function: histone H3K36 methyltransferase activity; protein binding. NCBI's taxonomy places the organism in Eukaryota, Metazoa, Arthropoda, Copepoda, Calanoida, Temoridae. Gene Ontology annotation, cellular component: nucleus.
AGAAUGUUGAUGAUCGAAUGUGGGAAAGAUUGUCCACUGGAAGCUAAUUGUGCAAAUAAAAGGUUUCAGAAUAAAGAGAACGCACCGAUAGAAGUAUUCAGAACAGAUUGGAAAGGAUUUGGUGUUAGAGCCACCAAACAUAUUCAAAAGGAUACGUUUAUAAUGGAAUAUGUUGGAGAAGCGCUGGAUCAUAAACAAUUCAGACGCCGUGCAAAACAAUAUUCAAGAAACAAUGUGGAACAUUUCUAUUUUAUGGCGCUAUCUAAAGAUUGUUAUGUUGAUGCAACAAAUAAGGGAAAUAUUUCAAGGUUUAUUAACCAUAGCUGUGAUCCGAACUCGGUUACCCAGAAGUGGAUGGUCAACGGAGAGAAUAGAGUUGGAUUCUUUACAAAGCGUGAUGUUGAGCCCGGAGAAGAAUUAAACUUUGAUUAUAAAUAUGAGAGAUACGGACAGGCUGCUCAGAAGUGUUACUGCGGAACCUCUAUAUGUCGAGGAUGGUUGGGUCGAGAACCAGCCUCAGACUCUGGUAUAGAGGAGAUAGAGGAGUGGACAACCUCGGAGGAGGAGGACGAGGAACCUCAGAAGGAUGAUAUCCGGAGUUUGAAGGAGGAGAGACGGCGGGUUGAGAAGAAGGAGAAAAGAAGGAAGAGGGAGAAGGAGAGAGCGAGGUGGAGAGAAGAAGAGGAGUGGGAGGAGGAGAUACAACGCCUUUCCUCUUCAGGGAUUAAGAAUAGGAUUCAGACCAUUCAUCUUUGCAGGUUAAUGGUUAGAGCUGGUCAGGUUGAGAGUAGGUUGAGAUUACUCCAGCUGAUCUCUACAGCAGAUAAACCUUGUAAAAGACUAUUUCUUGACUACCAAGGCCUCAGGAUACUCUCACAAUGGAUGCAGGAUUUGGAAUGGAGUUUACAAGAUCUUAAUUUUAAAAUUGAAAUUGAAAAACUUCUGAAAGAACUUCCAAUUCCUCACAGAACGAUGUUGAAGGACAGUAAGGUGUUCUCUUCAAUGGAGGUUUGGUCUGUAGCAACCCCUGUCAAUCCAAACCCAAUUAUCAGCUCAGGGAACAAAAAUAAACCUAACUCUGCAGACCUCUCAUCCAGAUCUGAAUCUCCCAGUUUAUCCGGCACAGCUGCCUCCCAUCCCCUAGCCUCCACCUCUAGUGAGAGUGCGCCUCAAUCAAGCAAUAGUUCUCCUAUACCUCCUAGUUCCAUACAGAGUAUUGAUAUGGAGAUAGAUACUUCUAGUCCUAUACAGACUUCCAGGUACAUAGAGGAGGAGGAGGAUUUGUACCCACCCGGAGAAGAACCUAACCGGGAUACAGAUAUAACAGAUACGAUAGCUGAUCCUGAUAUUGUAACAGUUCCAGACUGUGAAGAUACAGAUGAUGAUAUUCAGGUUGUAGAAGAAAUAGGUAACCCGCGUUCUUCUAGUUCCAGAUCCAGCUUGAACAAUAUGAAACUUAAGGUUGUUGGUGUAGACGAAGUUGAAGGUUUCCAUAAACAUGAGGAUGCAGGAGAGGGUGUGGCCAGGGUUCUCUCCGCCCAGGCAGGAGUGGGCGGGGAUGAGGAGGAGGAGCAGUUGGGAGAUAUCCUUGUUCUUCCAGUACAUAGGGAGGGUAUCCCCCUGACAGAAGAGGAGGAGAAGGAACGAGUAGAACUGAUCUCCAAGGUCCGCCUGGUUCAGCUCCGAGCUAAGGAACUCCUCCAGGUCUGGAACCUGCUCCAGGAGGUAUUUAAGAUACCGAAGAAGGAGCGACAUAAGCUCCGGGUGGAACAUGAACGUGAGGCGGAUCGGCAUUUUAGCCAGGGCUUCCACAAUCAGCAUGCAUUAGGCAGGGGCUACACAGAGCACAGGGGGAUUCAGGAGAUAUCUAGAAAUCAAACAUUUACCCCUGACAGGGGAUCACAUUAUACCCCGGAACGGAGUUCUCAUUAUACCCCGGAGAGAGGUUCGGAGCGGGGAAACCGUGGCUCAUGGAACAGAUAUCAGCAGUCAGGAGGUCAUGAGAAAGGACGGAGCGGAGGAACGGUUGUGCCACGAGAGCGAAGAAAUCUUCGUUUAGAUGAUAAGACUGGGCGUCUUUGUUUAUUCGGACUUUCUCGUGAAGACCGGCGGACACUGUUCGAGGGAAAAAUCGCCGAAGAGAGUCGGCAGAAAACCCUUCGAACUGCUAUAGAGACCAGGCAUGCGCAGUGCUGUCGUCUCCUUGGACUAAACCCGGGCACUACACCGUUGUUUGACUCCUACCCUGACUACUACCUAGUAGGAGAUCGAUGGUUACCAAUGCCUUCUGCUCCAGAGGAUUUAACCUUACCCUGGGUUGUGCCAAACAUGGCUUGUUUACCAUACGAUGCUUAUAGACCUGAAGAUCCUAAGUUUACGAACCCCCGGGAUAUUUAUCCUCCUGGAGUCUGUCCUCAGGAGCCUCCUCCUAAACCCCGUAUCAUUAAAGUCCCCGGAGCACAGUCUACUGAUCUAGAAGUAAUGCUUUACUAUGAAGAAAUGUACAAGAAAGCUCCAAAAUCCCCGCCUUCAUCUCCCUCCGCCGAGCGCGCAGUAAGUCCUAAAUCCACCAAGAAAGUAAUCCCUCCCUACCCAGGUCACGUGAUUUAUUCCGCCCCGGAUACCAUUAUUUUUGAUCCUGAGACAUUAAGAGCUCCGCCUCUUCCUCCUGCCCCCCUUCUCCCACCCACUCUACCCGUCCCAGACUUCAGCGUUAAACCUGAACCUUCUCCAGGACCAGGGCAGGUUCAACCUUCUCCUAGACCUCGGGAUAUCCAACCCUCUCCUAGACAUAGAGAUAUACCUCCCUCUACUCCCUGCUCUCCUCUACUCCAACGCGACCCAUUGCUCCAGGAUGAAGAUACUCCCCGUAGCUCGAGGAAGGAUGGAGCAGAACGGAGAACUAGUAUGGAGGCUAGGAUACUGGAGAAAAUGAAGAUUCAAUUGAACCUGAAUAAAUCUGAUCUUGAACUCUCUCCAGACUAUAGAUCUCCAUCACCAGUCCAAUAUAAUGAUAAACGUUCAUUGACUUCAAAUAUUCGCUCUGUCAGUCCGCCUUCACACCUUGUAUCUCCGCCUUCAAACGUACUGCGCCCUGUGUCUCCGCCAACCAUGCAUCAGUCAACUCCCUCCCGGCCUCACACGGCGGAGAGCCAAGAACCAGUUCGCACGCCACGGCGGGUUCCGCCGAAAACCAUAGAUUUUCUCAAUUCCGUCCCGGAUACUGAAAUUCCGUUUCCCAAGGAGCGUCAGAAUGAAUUGGAAAUUUGUGACGCGUCCCGCCUUCUUUAUGACGAAGAUUCUACAUUCAGCAGUCCCGCGGCCGGAUCGCGAACAAGGAGUCCAGUUCGCGGUAUUUCUAGUUUAAAUGUUGGCGGAGAGACGGCGAGUAUUGUUAUUCGUCUUCCUAAACGAUGGAAGGUUUGCACUGAUGGUGAGGGGCGUGUCUACUACUACCACGAGGAGGAGAGGGUGGCACAAUGGGAACCUCCCACUCCAGAGCAGGAGGUAGAGGAGGGACAAGAAUAUAAUCAAUAUCAAGAAACUAGCGGAAUAGAGGAGAAAAUGGAGGAGGUGGGAAUAGAAACCAAUUCUACAGAUGAAGAGGAGGAUGAAGAGGAAUCUGAUGAAGAAUAGGGAAAGGAGGAAGGAGAGGAAGGAGAUGAAGGGGUGGAGGAUGUUUUAAUAAAUCAGGAUCAAGAUCUUUCAGCAAGUGAGA